Molecule: messenger RNA, 2872 nt
Organism: Eleginops maclovinus (Patagonian blennie)
Lineage: Eukaryota; Metazoa; Chordata; Actinopteri; Perciformes; Eleginopidae
Gene: dnajc10
Product: DnaJ (Hsp40) homolog, subfamily C, member 10
Exons: 25
Coding region: 108-2471 (787 amino acids)
Biological process (GO): IRE1-mediated unfolded protein response
Cellular component (GO): endoplasmic reticulum lumen
Molecular function (GO): misfolded protein binding; protein-disulfide reductase activity; oxidoreductase activity, acting on a sulfur group of donors, disulfide as acceptor
Source: RefSeq, a predicted model, not a curated record
CUUGACCCCGGUCUGAACCGGAUGCUGAUGCGGAUCUUCUUUAAAAGUUGAGACACGUCUAAGCUCCUCUGCUGGUCUCUGUGGGAUUACUGGGAGAACUACUGGUGAUGGGGCCCCGGGUCCCCGCGGUGCCGCUGCUGCUCCUCGCUGCUCUGCUGCUGCUGGUGUGUUCGCUGAGCCAGGAUUACUACGAGCUGCUGAAGGUCAGCAGAGACGCCACAACCAGGGAGAUCCGACAGGCCUUCAAGAAGCUGGCGCUCACCAUGCACCCCGACAAAAACCCUGGCGACUCUGAGGCCCACGACAGGUUUCUGCAGGUGAACCGAGCCUACGAGGUUCUGAAGGACGCAGAACUGCGGAAAAAAUACGAUAAAUACGGAGAGAAGGGAUUGGACGAGCAGCAGCAGCACGGAGGUGGCUACGAGAGCUGGAACUUCUACAGAUACGACUUUGGUAUCUACGAUGAUGAUCUGGAGGUCAUCACGUUGGACAGCGGAGACUUUGAGGCGGCGGUGAAUUCUGGAGAAAUCUGGUUCAUCAACUUCUAUUUCCCACGAUGUUCACACUGUCACGAGCUGGCUCCUACGUGGAGGGAGUUUGCCAAAGAGAUGGACGGAGUGAUGAGGAUCGGAGCGGUGAACUGUGGAGACAACAACCACCUGUGCCGGAGCAAAGGCAUCAACAGCUACCCCAGUCUGUACGUUUACAAAGCGGGACAGAGACCAGAGAAGUUCAAUGGAGAGCGAUCUAAAGACAGCCUGGUCCGAUUCUCCAUGAAGUUCAUCACCACCUCCGUCACCGAGCUGUGGCAAGGUAACGUGUUCAGUGAGAUAGAGACGGCGUACUCCUCAGGAAUUGGCUGGCUCAUCACUUUCUGCUCAGACACUGGAGACUGCCUGGAGCCCAGAACACGGCAGAAGGUGGCAGGGAUGUUGGAUGGUCUAGUUAAGGUGGGAUGGAUGGACUGCACGUCUCAACAACACCUCUGUGACAGUUUCCAGGUGACGAGCGGAGCGACGGCUUUGUUCCCACCUGGCAGCUCUCUGGAUCAGCAGGGCAGCGUACUGUGGUUGAACACGUUGGACAGCAGAGAGAUUUACAACCAGGUCAUCAACCACCUGCCGGACCUGGAGCUGCUGACCGGAGACAGCUUCCAGAGGAAGCUGGCCCACCAUCGCUGGUUGGUGAGCUUCACGUUCGGAGAGAAAAGCCCUGCCUCCAACGAGUACAAGAAGCUGCAGGCUUUCCUCCGGGGGGACCACAUACAGGUGGGCAGGGUGGACUGUAUGUCAGACCUGAAGUUGUGUCAGUCUCUCUACAUCCACAAACCCUGUGUGGCCGUCUUCAAAGGAAUGGGGAUCUACGACUUUGAGAUCCACCACGGUAAAGACGUGCUGUACAACAUCGUGGGUUUUGCGCGGGACAGCGUUCGUGCUCACGUGAACACCCUGAGGCCGGACAACUUCCCCUCAGAGAAGGACAGGAAGGAGCCCUGGCUGGUGGACUUCUUUGCUCCGUGGUGUCCUCCGUGCCGAGCCUUGCUUCCUGAGCUGAGGAAAGCUUCCAUCCAGCUGGCCGGUCAGAUGAAGUUCGGCACUCUGGACUGCACCAUCCACCAGAACCUCUGCUCCAUGUAUAACAUCCAGGCGUACCCCACCACGGUGAUCUUUAACGGUUCCUCUGUUCAUGAGUACGAAGGACAGCAUUCAGCCGACGGCAUCCUGGAGUUCAUACAGGAUCUGGUGAGUCCGUCUGUGGUGGUUCUGGAUCCGGACAGCUUCAACGAGAGAGUGAAAGGUCGAGCGGAGGGGCAGCUCUGGGCGGUGGAUUUCUACGCUCCGUGGUGCGGACCCUGUCAGGCUCUGAUCCCGGAGUGGAGACGUAUGGCCAGGAUGCUCUCUGGUCAGAUCCAGGUGGGCUCGAUGGACUGUAAACGUUUCCAGUCGUUCUGUCAGACUCAGGGAGUGAGAGCGUACCCCGAGAUCCGCCUGUACCUCGGAAACACCCGCAACGCAGACCGCUACACGAGUUAUAAUGGCUGGCACAGAGACGCACACUCACUGAGAUCCUGGGUUCUGAGCUCUCUCCCCCGGGUGUCGGUGGACCUGACCCCGGACUCCUUCAGGUCUCAGGUGCUGUCGGGUCACGAUCACUGGGUUCUGGAUUUCUACGCCCCGUGGUGCGGACCCUGCCAGCACUUCGCUCCAGAGUUUGAGAUCCUGGCUCGGACUCUUAAAGGGAGGGUCCGAGCGGGGAAGGUGGACUGUCAGGCUCACCAUCAAACCUGUCAAUCAGCCGGGAUCACAGCUUAUCCAACCGUCAGAUUCUACCCGUACCAGGGGACACGGAGGCAUGAACACAGCGGAGAGUACAUCAAUAGCCGCGAUGCUAACGUGAUCGAUGACAUCAUCACACAGCGACUACAGAAGCUGGCGCCACGGUUACAAAACAAACACAAGGACGAGCUCUGAUGACAGCGACAGAGGAGGGACAGCGGGUGGUUUGAUUGGUCGAGCACAAUGACUAAUCAGGGAACACUCUUUAAGAAGACCUCAGCUAUAACACACACACACACACACACACACACACACACACACACGGACGGACUGUUUCCUGCUGUGUUGAAUGUAAUGAACACUUUUUUGCCUUUUGUUUUUAUUUUGUCUCCAUUGUUUGUAUUUACUCUAUGAGGUAAAACUGGAGGACACUGUAUACUGGACAUGUUACUGACACACACACACACACACACACACACACACACACACACACACACACACACUCCUGUUGGCGUAGCGUUGUAUUUUAUUGCUCAUGAAUAAAAUGGUGUUUCUGUGAAAAUAUUAAAACAGUCACAUCAGUUUUACACCCUUUA